This is a messenger RNA of Fopius arisanus, 1561 nucleotides long. It is a transcript of the gene Hibch, whose product is annotated as 3-hydroxyisobutyryl-CoA hydrolase. Gene Ontology annotation, molecular function: 3-hydroxyisobutyryl-CoA hydrolase activity. The transcript is spliced from 4 exons. NCBI's taxonomy places the organism in Eukaryota, Metazoa, Arthropoda, Insecta, Hymenoptera, Braconidae. Gene Ontology annotation, biological process: L-valine catabolic process. The record is from RefSeq and is a predicted model, not a curated record. Gene Ontology annotation, cellular component: mitochondrion. The coding region runs from base 175 to 1356 and encodes 393 amino acids.
UAUAUUAUGUGAUCACCUUGAAUAGUGCAGAAUACUGGAGAGUACUAUAUCACGCGAUACGCGAUAUUGGCGUAAAAGCGUGUGUGUCAUAACAUUAACCAAAUAAUCAUCAGAACAAACAGAAAAAUUUACAGGCAAUUGAGGAGCCAAAGUCUAUCGCUCCCAUUAUAAACGAUGGAAAAUAUAACCUCAAAGCUACUGGUGCCCAAUACUAGAAGGACGAUGCAGAACAUCCUGUCUCGAUCCAUAGCGACUCAUAAUAUUGCGGCUAAUAGAAAUGUAGAGGUAAAUCAAUCAGGAGAGCAAGACGACGUUCUCUUCGAAGAGGUUGGUGAGAGUGGAUUGAUAACCCUGAACCGUACAAAAGCAUUAAAUGCGUUAAACCUCUCAAUGGUGCAGAAGAUCGCGCCUAUCCUAAAGAAAUGGGAGUCAUCUAAAAGUCUCGUAGUGAUAAGAGGCAAUGGUGAUAAAGCAUUCUGCGCCGGUGGAGAUGUCAAGUCUCUCGUCCAGGGCCUGAAUGAGCCCUGGGGUAGAGCAGCCAGCUGCAAAUUCUUUCGAGAGGAGUACGCUCUGAAUUACCUCAUUGGAUCUCUGACGAAGCCCUAUGUAGCUCUGAUCCAUGGAAUCACGAUGGGAGGUGGUGUUGGUCUGUCAGUUCACGGUAAAUACCGUGUUGCCACUGACAAAACAGUGUAUGCGAUGCCGGAGACUGCGAUCGGACUUUACCCCGAUGUUGGUGGGACGUACGUACUUCCACGUUUACGUGGACACCUCGGAUUCUUCCUGGGGCUCACUGGCCACAGGCUCAAGGGAGUUGAUGUCAAGCUCGCUGGCAUCGCCACUCACUACGUUCAAUCCCUCAGGCUCCAGCAAUUGACUGAUGAUUUACUCAGGUCUGGGGGGAAAGGCUUAGAGGCUAUUCUCCAUAGUUACGAGGAUAAAACUCCAGCAGAGUUCUCUCUAGAAAAGCAUCUAGAUCGAAUCGACAAGUAUUUUUCAGCUGAUACUGUUGAAGAAAUUAUUGAAAGAUUGAGGAAUGAUGGGGAUGAUUGGGCUCAGGGGAUUAUCGAUAAUCUCAGCAAAAUGUCCCCAACGUCACUAAAAUUGACCCUCAAGGCUCUGCAAAGGGGGAAGAAAAAGAGUCUGCUUGAGUGUCUCAAGGUGGAAAAUAGGCUGUCCAAUGCUGCCUCCAGAAGAGACAGCGAUUUUUAUGAAGGUGUUAGGGCUCUUCUCAUUGAUAAGGAUAAUAAACCCAAAUGGAAUCCUAACCGGCUCGAGGAAGUUACAGAUACGUACGUCGAGAACAUGUUUAGCCCGUUGGCUGAUGAUGAGGAAUUGAAGGUCUCAGAGGGAUGAGUUAGGACACUUGUUAUUGGAUAUUAAUGGAUGUUCAUGGUUACGUGGAUAUUUUAUUAUUGGGAAAGAUUUCUCCAUUGAUUUUUAGCUCGGCAAAGAUGGAAAUAUAUUAUAAAUGAAAUGACUUACCUCUGUAUAUCCCAGUUAAAUACGAAUUUUUAAACACUGUAUGCUCAUAAAACCAAGCAGAACACGUCAAUGGAAA